Molecule: messenger RNA, 7630 nt
Organism: Haliotis rubra (blacklip abalone)
Lineage: Eukaryota; Metazoa; Mollusca; Gastropoda; Lepetellida; Haliotidae
Product: myosin-11-like
Exons: 27
Coding region: 563-5317 (1584 amino acids)
Source: RefSeq, a predicted model, not a curated record
AUUAAACUGGGGAAAUCUAGACUUGCUUUAUUUAGAGCUUUUAGCAUUGCAGGGAGAGCUCAACUUUUGGGAAAAUAAUGUGGUUCAGGAACUGUGAGACUCACUAUGGAAUCACCAGCAGUUUAUGUUUUAAAGCACUCAACAACACGGUGAUACCUCAAUUAGUAUAAACAUGUAAACAAUAAACAUAAUCACAUGAACAUCAGAUGAACAUCACAGGAACAUCAUUGUCACAACCAAGAUUUACCUGCUUUCAGCAUCUGACGUGUACACCUCAACAACUUUACCUGUACAGGUGCACAACCUGUUCCUAUGACAACUGCAUAAUUGGACACUGGUGUGCUAUUUAAAAUUAGGUCACCCCUCACCUGAGCGUACAUAUGUUUUGUUGUGCUCGAUCCGAUCUGUGUUCCACCUGGAACCCUCAUGUUCAAGUGUACUGUUGACAUUGAUUAGACGGGUUGGGGGAUGUGAACUGACGCUGAUGGAGACACCUGUCUUAGCUGUUGGAUGCGGAGAGACAUGGCCGUCCGAUGUUUGACACAAGUGUCUCCAGGGGUGUAUGGAGAUUAAUGCUGAUAUUAUGACGGACCUGAAGCUGGCCCGGGAGUUGGAGGAGAAGCUGCGACUGUCCCAGUCGGAGGAGAUGAAGGAGGUGGAGAACUACGUGGAACACAUCCGCCACCUGUCAGACGAGAGAGAGGCUCUCAUACAGGAACUGGAGGGCGAGAAUGAGGCUCUCAAGCUGGAGGUGGAACAACUCAAGGCCAGUGAGAGUGAUGAAAUACGGAAAGAAACAGCAGAGAUGCUCUCCCAGCAGGGGCUGGAUGAGAUUGCCAAGGCAACAAGCAGUGAACAGAUCGCCUUCCUUCUUGUGGAACGAGCAAAGCUAUUGGACGAGCUGGAGGCGGAGCAGAACAACAGCCAAUCAGGGGACAAGCAUUCCGAGGAGCUGAAGAAGAUCCUGGAACGAGAGCGUGAUGACUUAGAGGAGGAGAUGCAACAGCUGCGGCAGCAGGAGAACCGGUCGCGGAGUGCACUGAAACAUGAACACGAGGAGGAGAUCGGAGCACUCAUGGAGGAGAACGCCAAGCUGGAGGAUGACUUCGGUUCCUCCAAAGAAAAGCUGAAGGAACUUGAAGCUGAGAUCAACAGACUCACCGACGACCUGGAGAAUGAACACAACCUGCGGCAGAGUGAACGGGAAGAACGUGAUGAAGAGCGAAAGAAGGAGAAAGAGGAUAGAGAGAAGGAAAGACAAAAGGACAAGGAAUCCCUCAUGGAAAGUCCACGUCCGCAAAGAGGAGGGUUAACGCGGUCAGCCAGUGAUGUGUCGCUCAGGAGGAUCAUAGAGGAGAAAACUAAAAUAGAGGGAGAAAUUAUCCCCCUUCGGAGCAAGAUCCGCAGCAUGGAGACGGAAAUCAGCAAGAAAGAGGAGGAAGUGAAGAAGAUGAAGAAUGAAAUGGAUAAGGGGCUGAUGCAGCAGCAGCAACUCCAGCUGAAGAACAAGAACCUGCGAGCUGAGGCGGAGGAUCUGGAACAACAGCUGGACGAGGCAGAGUCAAGUGUUGAGAAGCUCUCGACCACCAACGAGGAACUGUCAACGAAGUUCUCAGCAUUACAAGAGGAGGUGAAGGUACUGAGGACUGAGUCUCAGAAGGCCUCCACACUCCAAGAUGUUGUGGACAUUCUGAAGAAUGACAAACAGACAAUCACGGACCAGAUGGCAACCUUGAAGAAAGACCUUGCUGAAGCUCAGGCUGAAAGGGAGGAAUUAUCCAAUCAAAAUACAUUGCUUACAAAGAAGGAAGAUGAACUGACCAAUCACAUAGACUCUCUAAAACAGACAAUCGAAUUAGCCAAUGAGGAGAGAGAAAAGAUGUGUAGGGACAAGGACGACCUUCUGGCCUCCAGGGAGGAACAGGAGGGUCAGUUGAGGUCACUUCAUGAGGAUUUGGAAGCGCUGAAGGUUGAUAAGAGUUCUCUGAGUGAGAAUACAGAGACUAUGACCAAGGAAAACAAGGAACUGACCAAUCAGAUAGCUCAACUUCAGGAGGAGAUCAAGAAGAGUCAGCUCACACAUUGUCAAGAACUUGCCAAACAAGAGAUUAUUUCGUCUCACAUGAGAGAACAAAAUCAGAAGUUGACUAGUCAAUUGUCCGACGUCCAGGCAGAACUCAACGGGACCCGAGUCAAUGAAAAUACACUUCUACAAACACAGAAGUCACUUAUGAGCUCAAAUGAUGAGUUGGAAAAGAAGUAUAAGCUUGAGAUGGAUGACAUCACUGCCAAGUUGCAGAUGACUCUGUCUGAGUUGACCAAGACACGUACCAACCUUGAACAUGAACAUUUGGAGAAAUCUUCCCUCUCCGAUAAACUGUCUUCAUCCGAAAUCCGCAUCCAGGAACUGACCCAGUUGAGGGCAUCACUUGAACAGGAACGAAAAUCAAAAUCAGAUUUGGAGGCGAAGGUUCAUGAAACUGAGAUGAAGUUAGCAGAACGGACAAUGGUUGCGGAUGGGUUUGAGGAUGAGCGUAAGCAGAGGAUUGAGUUGGAGCAGAAGGUGUUUGAUUAUGGCAAUGUGGAUGUCGAACUGACGACAGCCAGAGAGAGGCUAGAGCAAGAACGACGGAUGCGGAACGACCUUGAGGCCAAGGUCCUGGACUUGGAGCAGAUUCUGGAUGACCUGCGAAUGGACAAUGAGAAUCUGCAGCACACUAUGGGCAACAAGGUGAAGUCCCUAGAGAACCGUGUCCGAGCACUGCAGGACGAUCUCUUCACGGCACAAGAUGAGCUGCAGAUAGCACAGGAGAAGUAUGAACAGGCAGCAGCAGAGUUGGAGGCAUCAAAGGUGGAGUCGAAGAUCCAGCAGGAGACACUGUCCCAGCUGCAGAAGAUGCCCCCUGCACCGGCACCGCCAACCCAGAUCAACACCAACGGCCACAACCAGCCCAAGUCACAGGACCUGGUGGACGGCGACAACCGUACCAAUGAUAGUUCCAAAGAUGUUUCUGAACUUGAGACAAGCCUGGAACUCUCCAAUGUCAAGCUGCAGGAGACGUUCGGUGCACUGCAGACGUCCUCCAACAAGGUCAGUCAGCUGCAGCAGGAACUCCGGGCGUCCAAUGAGAAACUGCAGCAGCUUGAGCAAGACUUCCAUCAUGCGGAGAAGUCCCUCGAAAAUACUGAAACCCAACUUGCGGAGGCAAAGAAAGAACUCUCUCAAUUGUCGAGUUCUCGCGACGAAGGAGAGACUCGGGUGAAAGAGUUGAAACAGAAGGUCGAUGCGGUGACUCGUGAACGGGAUGGAUGUAAACGGGAAGUGGAGGUUGCAAAGACAGCCAAUCAGUACGGUGCAGAGGAGAGACAAAGGCAUCUUGACAGGGUCAAGACAGUGGAAGAAAUUUCGCGACAACUAGAGCUUGAUAAUAGAGAGAUGGCCAAGAAGUUGUCUGAGACCAUGGCAAAGUGUGCCACCUUGAAGGAUGAGCUCCACACAGAGAAACAGAGAGGUACAGAGAAGCACAGCCAGAACGUGCGUUACAUCCAGCAGCUGGAGGCGGACCUGGAUGUGGCCCGGGAGCAGAACAGACAGCUCCGGGAGGAGCUCCACACACACCAGACACGGGUCUUCAAGCUGGAGGCCAACGGGGUCGGACAGUCGGCGAAGUAUGAGAGCACCAUCACACGGAGGGAGAUGGAGUUGAAAGAGGUGAAGCUGUACCACAAGAAGGAGUUGGCAACAUUGACGGAGAAGUUGGAUGUUGCUGCCGCUGAGGCCAGGGACAUGAGGAGUCAGCUGAGAGACAGAGAACAGGAACUCCUGAAGCAGCAGAGCGACACAUCCAGGAGCAGGUCCACCAUUGAACGCCUCGAGGCCCAGCUCACCACCGAGAUCAAACUCAGGACAGACCAUGAGAACAGAAACCAGGCCCUUGACCAGGAGAUGACCAAGGUGUGGAGCCAGGUCCGCACACUGAUGGAGAAGAACGCCAACCUGGAGAACACAAAGAGGAGUCUGGAGGAUGAACUGGAGAGGAGAAGCAGCAGCUCCAGGCAGGCGGAGAAUGUGUAUGCCCAGACGUCUGCCAGUCAGGAGGCCACCAUGAAAUCACUAUACAGCAGAGCAGAGACUGCAGAACUGAAGGUUACAGAACUCUCUCUCCAACCUUUAAUUACCAAAGCGGAGAAGCUCCAGAGGGAACUGCAGGAUGUGUCGGUGAAGAUGCACAGCACGGAGCAGAACCUCCUCCAGGCGGAGUCCAACAAGCAUGAUGUGCAGGAGAAGAGUGAACAUAUUGUCAGCCUCCGCAACCAGCUGGAGGGCGAGAAGCUACAGAGGACAUUGCUGGACCAGACUGUGGCUGAGUUGAAGCACCAGGUAGCCAUCUUGAAACAGAGAGAAGCGAAGCUGGUGGAGGAAAACAGAUCUCUGCAGCACAAUAUGCUUGACCUUGAGGCUCAGCUGGACGAGCUUCAGGACCGGAGUGACACAGCGUAUGAAAUGAGCCACCAAAUGUCAGAGGUCGGCAAGAAGACACUGCUGGAACAGAUUACUCGACUGCAGAAGGAAGUGAAGGAGCUCCAAUUUGAGCUGCUCUCCUCCAAUGAGAAGCGAGGAGUGGCGGAGAAACGCUAUGAAGAUCGCAAGAUGAGAACGAAAGAGAAGUUGCUUAAAGCAAGAGACUUUUAUUCUCAUGAAAAAACACGAAUGAAUGAUCAGAUGACACGAAUGGACGAAGAUCUACGACUAACGCGAGCAACGUUACGAAAAGAGCUGGAGUGGAAGGAAAAGAUGGACAUCAAUUAUAAACAGCUGCUGCAUGAGAAGCGUGAUCUGAUCACUCACAGCAAACCCAACUCAGUUAGAAAACAACCUGGGAGGAUGACGGAGGUGGAAGAGACAGUCCGCGAUCGAACUCGCUCCCUCUCAAUGUUACAAGUGCGUACCAAAUUCUUAGAGGAGGAGACUUCAAGACUUCAGGACCAUGUCGACACUCUUUCUCAACAGAAACACAGUUUAGAUAGGCUUGUCAAAGAUCUGCGCCUAGGCAAGGAUCGAAAUGUUGCACAAGCUUACACUUCGAUUGAGCCACCAGGGAGUUUCACAAGGAGAACAAGUGGAAUCGGGAACAGUGUAAACUCAAGCUGGGACCAAGAACAUCUGUCAGAUGCCAUGCUGACGAUCCGAACUUCACCCUCGCAUAUUAAUGGCUAUCUCAACAGAGCCUAUCCUGGUGGCAUGCUCAAUCUGUACUCCAGGCAGGACAAUGAUAGUGAAAAGUCAUUUGAGGGGGAAGAGGAGUAUGAAGCUUAAUUUUGCAAUGUUGAGAAACAGUAUUGACGUGGAAUUGCAGACUGUGGCCUUGAUUAAACAUUGUCGAGGGGAAGAUUUUGACCUGACAUAAAAAAAUGACCUGAUUGAAGAAUGUCAAGGUUGUGGUUGUGAUCUUGAUUCAGCAAUGUCAAAAUGGAGGGUGUAACCUUGAUUGAACAAUGUCAAGGUGAAGGUUGUGGCCUUGAUUGAACAAUGUCAAGGUGAAGGUUGUGAUCUUGAACAAUGUCAAGGUGAAGGUUGUGACCUUGAUUAAACAAUGUCAAGGUGAAGGUUGUGACCUUCAUUAAACAAUACCAAGGUAAAGGUUAUGAUCGUCAAUUUCUGGGUAAUGGUUAUGGCCUUUUCAAAGCUAUAUAUAUCAGAAGUUUGACCUCUGCUGACUAAGAGUCACCGAUGAACUACAUGUAUUUGAAAGUAUUGUCUGAAGAUCUUCCGUCGAUCUGCCUAUACCUUCAAGUACAGGAGAGCGACUGCACCAAACUGUAAGAUACUUUGUAAAUAUGAAGUCAGGUGUAAAGGUCUUUUGUGCUGAACCAUUUCCAGUAUGUACAGAUUAGUGUGGUAUAAUUUACUUGAUAACAAUGUUUUCAUGCCAACCCAAAUUUAACCACAACAAUUAUGUACAAAAACGGUAACAAAUAUCAUUACCAUAUUGAAUACAGGUUGCUUUGGUGAAUUUUAUGUUUUAUUAAAUGCUACAAUGAAUGUGUCACUUACCUCAUUAUGAAGUUGCUCUUAUGGAAUGAAAGUAGAAACAUGAAGCAACAACGAUGAUAUUAGUCCCACCAUAGCAGCAGCUUAUGAGAAAAUACAUAUUUUUGUACAUCUACUUUGUUAAAUGGUACGAAGUCAAUUUCACAUUGUUUUAUUCCACCAGUUACUCUCAUGUGCUGGUUUAUCAUGCAUCAUUCCUGUUUGAAUGUUUUUGAAAAAUACCAGUUUGUUUUAUUUUUGUAAUUUAUGUAAACUGUCUAUAUUUGCCCCUGUCUUAAUCUUGGUUUGGGGGAAGAAAUGUUUCUUCUAUUCAUAACACUCCAGUAAAUUGUGAUAUACUUGUAAUAACUGUCCAUCUUUGUUAUUACUGUAAAAUACCUGUGUGUUUAGUGGCAUGCUUGUCAUUGCCUGUGAAGAGUUGUGUCCCUUAGCUGUGUCUAAAUAUACCAAUUUACCAGAUUAUGAUCCCUGGUUGUCGGACCUAGCGGACAAGGUUUAACAAAAUUUGGAAACCAGCUAUGGCAAGUGAUAUUGUUUGUAUAUAUUUAACUGACAUUCUCAACAUGGAUGAUUUAUGUUUAAUUUUGAAGGAAAACCAUUAAAACUCCUUCAAAGUUUUCGAAUACUUUAUGAAAUCUGAUUACCUAUGUUUUUAUGUCAGUCUCACAUUAUAAUGUGACAAUUAUUAUCCUAUAUCCUGUCCAGACAAAACCGUCCAUUAUCAUGGUGAUUGAUUCCAGACUUGUAUGAAAACCAAAUUGUCUGUGAUUGCAGUCAUGAAACUUUGCACGUGCUGUAUUCGACCCAAUGAGUGCCGCUGUGUGGGGGGCCUAGUUCUUGCAGUUUUGAUUGAAUAUUCAAAUAAGAAGUUUGAUUCUCUACAUGUGUGAUGCCCAUUCUUGCUUUGCUUUAUAAUAAGAAUAGUUCAUUUGUGUGGCGUUCGUCCAUCCUAAAUAUCAUGCUCCAAGUGCACAGCAAGUUGUUAGCCUGCUCAGAGGAUCAGCGUGCAUGCCAUUUUCAUUUUCAAAGCCCUGAGGAGUAUACAACCCAAUUUGUUUAUUAUUCACUAGAAGGUCAGGCCAUGGAACUAUUCUUUUUUGAAUUCUGUAUAGUUUUCCCAACAAAAAUUAACUGCACAGCUGAUGUGUUUAUGUCAAUGAAUCUUAGGAUGUAUGGUUUGGGGUACAACUGACAUUGGUUUAUUGCAUGUUGCCAGACAACAUUCUUUAUGUUCAGGCUCUAUGCAUCACACACAUUCAAAAUUAAUGCUAAUUUACAUAUUUGUUUGUAUGGGAUUUUCCUCAGAUGCAAAAAGUGAUUGGACUGUGAUUAGAGACCAGUUCCUGAAUAAUGUUCAAAUUUGUAACUUGUUUUAAAAAAAAUAUAUAACUUUCAUUUUCUCACCUCCCCCUGUCACCCGUUUUGGCAACCUCCUUCUUUUGUUGUUAUUUUUCUAUGACCCCAUUUUACCACUUCAGUCCCCCCUCACUUACAACGAUUCCCUGAUCCAUGAGGUGCUUAUUUGGUCGAAUUCAGCAAAAUGUUGUUAUUUAUAUAUCCAGUUAAUUUAUUAUAUUG